Molecule: messenger RNA, 804 nt
Organism: Epithele typhae
Lineage: Eukaryota; Fungi; Basidiomycota; Agaricomycetes; Polyporales; Epitheliaceae
Exons: 9
Coding region: 1-804 (267 amino acids)
Source: RefSeq, a predicted model, not a curated record
AUGUAUGAAGUGGUCGUGGUCCUGAGCGGGUUCGAGGUGUACAAGAGCGACUGUAGCUACGAGGUCUGCGACAUGGCCGUCGUAGCGUCUCUUGCAACGUGGGCGGACGCGAUCGCGCUUCCUGUCGCUGUUCUAGUGAUCAUCUGGUGUCGCACCGCGGCUGGAAAUUUGUGGUGCAAAGAGACAUGGUACUUCGUGUAUGCGACGUUCAAACGCUUCAUCUUUAGCCGCUGCUCUAGCAGUGUCACGAUCACGAUCAACGUCUUGUCCGUGAUCACCUUCGUCAACGGGGUCGGUCCCUGGUCACGCUUCCUCCGGUCUCUCGUGCAUGUCGAAUGCGAUGGAGGAUGUGCUACCAUCGCAGCUGGCGACUCACACGCCUUCAACGUGCUCCAGACAGAACUUGAUGGACACGCCAUCUGUCUGACAGCUUCUAUCUGGGAUCGCUUGGUGAUGAGACUAUCCUACUUUGCGACCGUUGCGACCCUUCUGACUAAUUUGACUCACCCGACAAUGGACACAGUCUACGAGAACAAGGGCGAAGUGGGGCAGUCCUCGAUGAUAGGAAACGCGUCCGAGACCUCCACUGCGAUCUUCCCCAGUGACACCGCGAUCCGCCCGGUGAACUUUCGCUCAAGCGGGGGCGGUCACGGGUCUUCUCAUUCCUCGGGAGACGAAGUCCAUUUAGGAAACGGUCACUCUGUUGGCCAUAGCACUAGUGGCAACACGGUAGCGACUUGCCGAAUUGCGCCUGGAGCUAUGGCUAUGCUUACCUUUGGCGCAGUCGUCGUGGCGAUUUUGUAA